AAUCGUAUCGACAUAUUACCUAGACGUAAAAUCUUGGUACUUACUAUGGAAACCAUAGCAACCAAUAAUAAUUACAAAACUUGUUCUAUGAUGUUGAUAAAUACAAUUUAAAUAGAGUAUCUUAUUAUUUUUGAUAUAAUGGUCAAUUUUUGCAGUUUAAAAUGUAUCUAUAACUUUACAUAAAGCGUGUAUUAGCAAAUUUCCAAUUAUAUUAUAGUGUAUUACCAAAUUUUUUGUUGGUUCAAUAAUGCCCACAACUUGUUUUUAUUUACACAUUAUCAUUCAAUGCUUCCGAAAAUGAUUAUUUUUUCAAUAAUGCUUAUUAAAAUGCGAUUGUAACGCUGUGUACAAAUGUAUGUAGAAUGUUCAUAAUAAUAUUUAACAACAGCAUGUGAUUGUUUUGGAGACAUUAUCUCCAUUUGGGUAAAAUAGCAAUUAAUUUAAAAAAAAAAUUGCUAUAUCAUGGUUUUCUUUUUGUGAUAAAUGGGCAGUACCAGUGUCUUUAUAGUUUUUUAAAGUGAAAUAAUAACAGUGAUUGUCGACGAGCGUGAACACGAGCACGACAGCGAGCGCAAUGAAUCGGUACAUCGUGCUGCAACAACUGGGGGACGGGACCUACGGCUCUGUGGUGUUGGCGCAGCGGCGCGACACCGGCGAGAAAGUUGCUAUUAAACGCAUGAAAAGAAAGUAUUACUCAUGGGACGAGGCCAUGAACUUGCGUGAAGUCAAAUCGUUGAAGAAGCUUAACCAUGCUAAUAUCGUGAAACUCCGUGAAGUGAUUCGAGAAAAUGACACUCUGUAUUUUGUGUUCGAAUAUAUGCGCGGUAACUUGUAUCAACUUAUACGGGAUGCGGAACGUCCCUUCCCGGAGCCGGUUCUGCGAAACAUUUUGUAUCAGGUGUUGCAAGGAUUGGCGCAUAUGCAUCGGCAUGGAUUCUUUCACCGAGAUCUCAAACCGGAGAAUUUACUGUGUGCCGGUCCGGAACUCAUAAAAAUCGCCGAUCUAGGCCUAGCUCGGGAGGUGCGUUCCCGACCGCCAUACACUGACUACGUUUCAACGCGUUGGUAUCGCGCGCCAGAAGUUCUAUUGCACGACACGCGAUAUGGAGCCCCCAUAGAUCUAUGGGCGCUCGGUUGUAUAGCCGCUGAGCUUUACACUUGUCGCCCAUUGUUUCCGGGUAACUCGGAGAUUGAUCAGUUGCAUAAGAUAUGCGCUAUGUUAGGUACUCCUGACCGCGACGAGUGGCCCGAAGGAUACGCAUUGGCAGAAGCGUUGCGUUUUCGCUUUCCUACGAAUACAGGGGUGGCGAUGUCGCGUGUGGUGCCCAGCGCGUCGCCGCCGGCCCUCGCGCUCUUGACCGCGCUGCUGCGCUAUCCUCCACGAGAUCGGCCCACGGCGCCCCAGGCGUUACGAUUUCCUUAUUUUGCUGUCGGAGCUGCUUUGAUUCUACCGCUGCCGGCAUCUAGAGCGAGAAGGAGCAGUAGAAGCGAGUUGGAGAACGCGGCCCCGCUGUCUCUGGUGCAGGGACCGGUGCCGGCGCCGCCGCAACCGCCGCCGGCUAUCGUAGCUCCCGCGAUGCCCGUCAUAGUUCCACCUCAUCGCGAUCGAUUCGCAGAUAUUCUUGGGGGCGAGGUGCUGCACGAGGUGGGCGGCGAGGAGCCGCUGCGGCAGGUGUCGGGCGCGGGCGCGGGCGCGCGGCGCGAGUACCGCGCCAGCGGCCGCAGCGUGCUGGCGGCGCUGCAGGCCGCCGCGCCGCCGCCCGCCGCCGCGCCGCGGCCCGCCGCCGCCGCCUACCUGGGCGCCUCGCGGUACGUCGCCGGCGGUCGCAUCGACACCUCGCUCUUCCGACCGCUGCCGCUCCGAACGCACCGAGAAGCGGCAGCGGUCGGCAGCGGUGCAUCGCGGGUAGAUUGGGCUGCCAAAUAUUUGCGUUGAGUACCCUUUACGUUGGUUAUACUCAUCAGAUUCACCUCCGCUACGUGCGCUGUGCGCGCAGUAUUGUACGCAGCAGAGCGGACAGUCGCAGUGAUGUUGAUACAAGCGAAGUAUGAACACCAUCAUGACCUGUAGCGGGGUUACAUGUAUCAAAUGACAAUGUAAAUGUAUUCACAUGUAUAUACACGUGAUAUAAUACGGUGCUUGAGACAAUACCCGGCAUCCGUGACCUCAGACAAACUAUAUUGAAACUUAUUAUAGAUGUAACUGGUAAUAUUCUGUCACCCGAGUGUCUUUCUAAAUUAAAUCAUAUUAGAUGUUAAAGUAGUCCAGGUGUGAAACGUCCACCAUUUUUGGUUGUUAUGGUGAAAUAGGAUCGCCAUCACACGGUGGCGCUAGUGUAGUAAAAUACCUACUAUCUACACGUUUGUAAAAGUUUAAAAACGUUGCUAGUAGAUUUUAGUACAUCAACAUGACUGCAGCUCCUGAAUAUAAUUUAUUUACUAAAAAGAGGUUUAUUAUUAUUUUAUAAUAUGCACUUUUUGUAGUUGAAUUAUAAAGGAAAAGAAAGAGCAAACAUUAAUUCGUAUUUCGAAUUCGAGUACUUACCUACGUAUUUAAGUUGAAUUGAUAAUUAUAUUUGGGCGCCAAGCUAAUUAAUGCAUUGAGAUUUUUUUUUAACUGGAAUUCUGUUCUCUCUUGAUUUGGUGCCACAUUUAUUUUUUCAUACAACGACAUCUAGCAGUCUAAAUUGUAAUGUGACUUAAUAAAGUAUAAAACGUGUCAUCCAUCACGACCAGUGUUAUCAAGAACAAGCAAAUGUUAAACUAAUAAAGUCAGAACAUAUAAUUAAUUUGAAAUGUUAGGUUUUGAUAAGUAGGUACUAAGUUUAUAAGUGAAGUAAUAAAUGUUAAACUUUUGUUCA
Molecule: messenger RNA, 2861 nt
Organism: Galleria mellonella (greater wax moth)
Lineage: Eukaryota; Metazoa; Arthropoda; Insecta; Lepidoptera; Pyralidae
Product: serine/threonine-protein kinase MAK
Exons: 5
Coding region: 575-1936 (453 amino acids)
Biological process (GO): intraciliary transport; protein phosphorylation; cilium assembly
Cellular component (GO): nucleus; cytoplasm; cilium
Molecular function (GO): ATP binding; protein serine/threonine kinase activity
Source: RefSeq, a predicted model, not a curated record